This is a messenger RNA of Rhodotorula graminis WP1, 837 nucleotides long. RefSeq lists its product as uncharacterized. The transcript has 5 exons. The coding region runs from base 1 to 837 and encodes 278 amino acids. NCBI's taxonomy places the organism in Eukaryota, Fungi, Basidiomycota, Microbotryomycetes, Sporidiobolales, Sporidiobolaceae. The record is from RefSeq and is a predicted model, not a curated record.
AUGUCGACUGUCACCGACGAGCCUCUUCCUCGCGUGCCUGCCCCGUGGCUCUUUACGGGCUCGUCGUGGGUCAUCCCGCUCCACACGCCGUUCAGCGAGACGCCGAUCCCGCUCCCCGCCGGGUCGUACGCGCCGUUCGAGGCCGGCUCGACGGCCGACCUGUCGCGCCGGUACCACGGCGGCGUCGGCCUCGUCCUCGUCCUGCGCUACGACCACUCCGACGUCGGCCCGUACGACGAGCUCAUCCUCAUCCCGGGCCUGUUCUCGAACGAGCACGAGGGCGAGGGCGUCAAGUACGACUGGGCGAUCACGCGCAUCAUCGUCUCGAGCGACAAGUCGACCGUCAACGGACGGCCCGAGUGGGGCAUGCCCAAGCACCGCGGCGUCUUCUCGUUCACGCCCUCGCCCUCGUCGUCAUCGUCGACCCUCAUCACGGUCGCGCACCCGACGUCGCCCGACGAGCCCUACUUCCGCACCGUCCUGCCGCUCCCCGCCGCCCUCGGCGACGCCGCCGUCGGCGAGGCCAAGCUCGCCCAGCUGCGCGAGACGGCCCAGCGCCUCGACGCCUUUGUUGCGUGCCCCGAACCGCUCCGCGUCGACUUUGCCGCGACGGGACGUUGCCGCAUCUGCGUCGUCGAGCCGGCGCCGUACGGCGAGGGCGAGCGUCGCUCGGGCGGCGACAAGCUCGACGACGAGGACAAGGAGCGCGAGUGGGCUGAGCUGGGCGACGGCGUCGGGUUCCCGCGCGUCAAGCCUCUGUCGAGGGUCGCCAACUUUCACCUUACGAGGUUCAGCAUGGAACUCGCCAAGGGCGUCGUCGUCAAGCUCAAGCUCUAG